UCCUUUCACCUUCGUCCCAAGCCAUCAAAUCCGUGGAGAAACCGCUUGAAAUUUAACCCGCAAUUGGGUUUUCGUUUCGUCUCAGUAACAAAUUCAAUUCGAAAUUUCUGGCAACAACGCGUAUAAUGAGUAUCUAUAUAACCCAUUCUACAAUUCUAUCAACACCAUCAAUUCUUCAUAUUAAGUUUUUUCCAACUACUCCUUUCACAGAAAUUCACUCACCACUUCUCCAGAAUCAUGAACAAAUCUAGUGAAUACCAACGCGUAUUCAAUCACAUCGAUAUAGAUGGAAAUGGUAUGAUAUCUCCAUCAGAGCUGCAACACUGCAUCGGGUUGAUCUGGAACGAAGGAAUUUUACUCGAAGAGGUAGAAGUUGCUGUGAAAUCGUCACAAGGAAACAAUGGACAGUUAGGGUUUGAAGAUUUUCUUGGAUUAAUGGAAAGCGCAAAGGAAGAAGAGAAGCUUGAGGACUUGAGGAAAGCUUUCAGAAUGUAUCAAAUGGAUGGGACUGAUUGCAUCACUCCCAAGAGCUUAAAACGGAUGCUGAAUCGACUCGGUGAGUCCAGAAGUUUGGAUGAGUGUGUUGGUAUGAUUAAUCGAUUUGAUCUCAAUGGGGAUGGAGUUCUCAACUUUGAUGAAUUCAAACAAAUGAUGCUUUGAGACUUCAAAUCGUUUUGUUUGUAUUAUGGAUAAUCCAUCAAAUUCGAAGAUGUAAAAAGAAUUCUUAUUCAAGUAUAGUAAAAGAAAUAAAAGAGAUAAUACCCUGGUGUUGAUGCCAUAAGAUAAAUCCAGUUUGAAUGCAUCUCAACAGAUUGUAAAUCCAAUUUUUGAUAAGAAUGGACACCUGGUUGGACUCGUUUGCAGAGAA
Lactuca sativa (garden lettuce) is the source of this 868-nucleotide messenger RNA. Its product is annotated as calcium-binding protein CML38. NCBI's taxonomy places the organism in Eukaryota, Viridiplantae, Streptophyta, Magnoliopsida, Asterales, Asteraceae. Gene Ontology annotation, molecular function: calcium ion binding. The record is from RefSeq and is a predicted model, not a curated record.